AGAAUGAAGGUCCUAUUGGUCCUCUGCCUGAUGACAUCAGCCCUAGCUUCAGUCAGAUUUCCAAACCUAAAAAAAUCCCCAACACUAAACAAGCCCCUAUUACAAGACGUUGGAGAACCAUUAAUUCUAACCCCCUAUCUAGAAGCAAAUAAAAUCCAAGAGGCACGUGAAGCUGCUCAAGUAAACCUCGAAGCUUUUAAAAAUGUUUCCAGUUACUCUGGCUUCUUGACUGUCGACAAGGAGAAAAAUGGAAAUUUAUUUUUCUGGUUUUUCAAAUCCGAAAAUAACUACGAAGAAGAUCCUGUCUUAGUUUGGUUGCAAGGUGGCCCUGGAGGUACCAGUUUGUAUGGGCUUUUUGUUGAAAUUGGUCCCUUUGGAGUAGCAAAUGGAACAGUGGUGUCGCGUGAUUUCUCCUGGCACAAGACCCAUUCAGUUUUGUAUAUAGACAAUCCUGUUGGAACUGGAUUUAGUUUCACUGAUGGUGAUUACGUAACAGACCAAAACCAAGUGGGAGACCAUCUCUAUAAAUUCCUUACUCAAUUCUUUACAAUGUUUCCAGAAAUCCAAAAGAAUGAGUUUUAUGUUUCGGGAGAAUCCUAUGCAGGGAAAUACCUGCCUGCCAUUGGGCACUUCAUACAUAAAAAUAAUCCAACAGCAAGUGUAAAAAUUAAUUUAAAAGGCCUUCUAAUUUGUAAUGGCCUUAGUGAUCCAAGGCAUCAAUCUAACUAUGCAGCUUUACUUUACCAGUUAGGUUUGAUUGAUAAAAAUGCAGCUGAUCAGUAUGAAAAUUAUCAAAGUUUAUUAUUUCAAAGUAUAGAUAUGGGAAUUUAUGAGUUUGCAAAUGAAUGCUUAGAUCAACUCAUUGGAACACUGUUUGACAAAUACACUGCAUUGCGUAAUAUUUAUAAUUUUGCUUCGGAUGUGGAUGACAGCCCCACAGAAUGGCAAGAUUUCGUUCAAACGGCUGAAAUAAGAAAAGCCCUCCAUGUAGGAAAUCAAACGUUCAAUUAUCAAAGUGACCCAGUUUAUGAGAGCCUCUCGAACGAUAAGCCGAAAAGUGUGGCUCCUUGGGUUAGUGAACUUUUAAGUCACUACAGAAUUUUGGUAUUCAACGGCCAACUGGACAUUAUUGUUGCUUAUUCCUUAACGGCAGAGUAUCUGCAAAAUUUGAAUUUUAGUUCCAGUGCCGAAUACGCAAAGGCCGAGAGGGAAAUUUGGACUGUAAGCAAUAGAGUAGCUGGAUAUGUGAAAAAUGCUGGUAAUUUGACAGAGGUAAUGGUUAGAGACGCUGGCCAUAUGGUACCCAAAGAUCAACCAGAAGCUGCGUACGAUUUGGUUUAUAAAUUUAUUAGAGGACAGCCUAUAAGUUCAAAAUAAAGAGAAUUUAU
Molecule: messenger RNA, 1388 nt
Organism: Ceutorhynchus assimilis (cabbage seed weevil)
Lineage: Eukaryota; Metazoa; Arthropoda; Insecta; Coleoptera; Curculionidae
Source: the annotation of a GenBank genome assembly